Molecule: messenger RNA, 690 nt
Organism: Osmia lignaria (orchard mason bee)
Lineage: Eukaryota; Metazoa; Arthropoda; Insecta; Hymenoptera; Megachilidae
Source: RefSeq, a predicted model, not a curated record
AUGGCCAGGGCCAGAACACUGACUACGCGCCCUCGAUCGGCCGCACGGCCAGCCAGACCAGCCCGGGCCAGGCCCGCACCGCCAGCCGCAACACCAGCCGCACCGCCGACCACACCGCCGGCCGCACCGCCAGCCGCACUGCCGCCAGCCGCACCGCCGCCAGCCGCACAAGUGGCCGCACCAGCCGGCCCCCCAAGGCUAGCCGGAACACCGCCGCCAGCCGAAACACCGCCGCCACCGGCCGGGACACCACCACUUGCGUGGACGCCGCCGCCGCCCAUCACCAGGCUCUCCGGCCGACCCCGCCGCCGAAACAGGCAAACACCCCGCCCGGGCAUCCGCCCAACGAGGCCGGUAGCCACCGCCGCAGCCAGCCUGGCCACCGCCGCAACCCCCGCCGCAGCCAGCCUGGCCGCCGGAGGCAGCCAACCCGCCGCCACGACCAGCCGCCCCGCCGACGCACCAGCACCAGAGGCCGUUACCGUUACCACCGGGAGGACGGACGAGGCCGUCCUCUACUGCGAGGGCCUCUCCCAGCAACGGCCCACGCACGUCACCCUCGCCAACGGGAUCACGUUGGCUAUCGGUCGGCUCCGGACGGGCCGCGUCUGCGUCCGGGCCAUCCUCGGGCCCGCACCGCCACAGGCCCCGCCGGGCCCCGACACACCAGCAUCCGACGCCGGACCAUAA